Molecule: messenger RNA, 2408 nt
Organism: Xiphias gladius (swordfish)
Lineage: Eukaryota; Metazoa; Chordata; Actinopteri; Istiophoriformes; Xiphiidae
Gene: gla
Product: galactosidase, alpha
Exons: 7
Coding region: 786-2078 (430 amino acids)
Biological process (GO): glycosylceramide catabolic process; glycoside catabolic process; oligosaccharide metabolic process
Cellular component (GO): cytoplasm
Molecular function (GO): alpha-galactosidase activity
Source: RefSeq, a predicted model, not a curated record
CCCUUCGCGCACGCACCGGCGUUGUGGUUGUCUGCCAGGGGCUGUUACAGUUGCCUUUUCGUCCAGUUUUUUAAGCCAAAUUUUUUUACAUGACACUUUUUCAGUCUUGGCUGUUUUUAACUAAACGUUUUAACCGGAUGAAAAGAUUUUAGUCGUCGGACGUUUGGAACUCAAGUUACCAGAGACACAAGCUGAGCCCCAGCUCCCGGGCCCUCCGAGACCUCCCACCAGGGGUUUCAAGACUCUCGAUUGUUUCAGCGUGCAAGGUUCCUAUUCUGACACGAACCCGCCUUUAAUCAAAUUACCACACAGCAAACCUGGGGGCCCUGCACGUAUACGAAACACAACACACAAAACUUGCCAAGUACAAAAUACUAAAUAUGUGUGAUGGCACUGUAUGUUCAUUUGGGUUUAACAUCCCGACUUUACUGACAAUGAAUAAGGCAGAAUAUGUCUGAAUAUCGUUAUGAUUUCUGUUCCUGUAUCCAGAGGAAUCACGAGACACUGUCAUUACCUUAUCAUGUCCUGUCAGCUGACCUCCCCUCAUAUUUCUCACCUGACUCUAGUGGUGAACCUCGGCGCUUCCUAGUUUCGUAGUGAACGAAUCCGGGCGCAAUGUCAGUGGACAAGCGACAGACGCAUUUUGACUCUAUUGGUCCGGAUGUGUGUCAGUCGUCCAGGGGGCGGUCUGAGCCCCGUUUUUGCACGAGGAAAUAGGAUCUUGGCGCAAUUACGGUCGCUUGUUGUCGUCGUUCGCGUGAAGCGAGUCGAGUCGAGAAGCGAAGAUGCGCAGAGUCGUGCUUCUCCUCGGGCUCGUCGCUCUCACGGGCCCCUGCGCCGAGGCUUUGGACAACGGCCUGGCUCUGAAGCCCCCCAUGGGCUGGCUGCACUGGGAGAGGUUCGUGUGCAACGUCGACUGCGACAAGGACCCCGACGACUGCGUCAGUGAGCGUCUGUACAUGCAGAUGGCGGACGCGAUGGCGAGGGAGGGCUGGAGGGAGGCCGGCUAUGAGUACGUCUGCAUCGAUGACUGCUGGCCGUCCCGCCAGCGUGAUGCCCAGGGCCGCCUGCAGGCAGACCCCAAAAGAUUCCCGGGGGGCAUCAAGAAACUGGCCGACUAUGUCCAUUCCAAGGGCCUGAAGCUGGGCAUCUACGCAGAUGUUGGGAAAAACACCUGUGCUGGAUACCCUGGCAGUCUGGGCUACUAUGAGACGGACGCUCAGACUUUUGCUGACUGGUCCGUGGACCUGCUUAAGUUUGAUGGCUGCUAUCUGGACUGGACCUUGCUGGGAGAAGGCUACAUAAACAUGUCGAAAGCACUGAACAAAACCGGAAGAAGUAUCCUGUACUCCUGUGAGUGGCCUUUGUACGAGUGGCCUUUCCAACAGCCUAACUACACUGCCAUUCGUGAGACGUGCAACCACUGGCGCAACUUCAAUGACGUCUACGACUCAUGGAGCUCUGUCAAGUCCAUUUUGGACUGGACUGCUUCUCAUCAGGACAUCAUCGUCCCCGCGGCUGGACCUGGGGGCUGGAAUGACCCCGAUAUGCUGGUCAUCGGUAACUUUGGCCUGAGUCACGACCAGCAGGAGUCUCAGAUGGCAUUAUGGGCCAUCAUGGCAUCCCCUCUGCUCAUGUCCAAUGAUCUGAGGGACAUCUGUCCCCGCUCCAAGGAGCUGUUGCAGAAUAGACGCAUCAUAGACAUCAGCCAGGACCCUCUGGGCAAGCAGGGAUACCACACUGCCAAGGUGGACAGUUUUGAAGUGUGGGAGAGGCCUCUGUCCAAGAACCGGCUGGCUAUCGCCAUUCUGAACAAACAGGAGAUCGGUGGUCCCCGAGGGUUUCUCAUCAGAGCGGUUCCGGGCUGGAAGAUCUGCGACCCCCAGUGUAACGUCACACAGAUCCUGCCUCAGUACAAGGAGAUGGGUGUUCAGACGCCACGCAGCAAAGUGGUUGUAUCCGUCAACCCUUCAGGCACCGCUCUACUAACCGUCACUCCCAUCAGCAGCGACUUCGGGAUGCACAAGCUGCACUGGCGGGAUACGUCCGUCAAACACAAGCACGCCACCAUUUUGUAGUCUUCGGGGGGUUAUGCACUUUAUCUGCCUAAACUAUAUUAAGUGUAAAGUCAUUGGAUCUUUGAAAUUUUAAAGCUCAGUUGCUUUUGUAUAUCAGUGCCUACAUUUAAAAAAAAAAGGGAAUUUUUUUUUUAUAGUCUAAAGAGUUUGCUUGAAUCAGCUUUGAUACUGUGACUACAGUAUACUGGCUACAUUUUAUCAUGUUGAAUAAAUCACUGGUGUGUAUUUGGACACAAUGUGAAUUGUCCAGACUACACUGCUAAUAGAGGUUAAAUUAUCUUAAAAGAAAGCUCGAAUUUUGUACAUUCAACAGAAUAUGGUGAAAAUAAA